Messenger RNA from Sycon ciliatum, 2705 nucleotides. Its product is annotated as glucokinase regulatory protein-like. The record is from RefSeq and is a predicted model, not a curated record. Gene Ontology annotation, biological process: response to fructose; glucose homeostasis; negative regulation of glucokinase activity. Gene Ontology annotation, cellular component: nucleoplasm; cytosol. Bases 204 to 2096 code for a protein of 630 amino acids. Gene Ontology annotation, molecular function: carbohydrate binding; enzyme binding; enzyme inhibitor activity. NCBI's taxonomy places the organism in Eukaryota, Metazoa, Porifera, Calcarea, Leucosolenida, Sycettidae. The transcript has 18 exons.
UGUACCAUGGUGUACCCGGACCCACCAUGAUUUCGAGCAUGAACUGACAAUACACUGUACUUUCCUGGUGUAGCCCUCGAUCUCGAUGUCAACUCCUACCAGCAUCACAUCUGCACUUGACCUCAGUCUGCAUAAAGUCAUCAGAUUACUGUGAAUAGUGUAUUUCGACACUCCCAAUCCCAUUCAUCUCGUUCUUUGUUGCAAUGUCGAGCCAGAAACGUAUCACUGAACGCAGCAAUGAGCUGACGAAGAAUAUUGACUCCGGAAGUGCGGAGGACAUUGUCUAUGCGCUGUCACUCAGCGACGCGCAAAUAUUUGACGGUUUUGAGGCGUACGAGUCGAUCCUGUCGGCGCGAAUUGUGACCUCCAUCGAGGAACUUUGCUCAACAUCGACACGGCUCAUUCUAGACACGUUAUCUGGUCGAGCAGACAAUGUCAUUGUUUUCUCUGGUUCCGGUACCAGUGGCCGCAUGGGAUGGUUGUGUGCACGGACGUUCAAUCAGAUCUUGAAGGACGCCGGUCACCCUGCCUGCUUCAAGUACAGCAUUUCCGGCGGCGACGAAGCGCUCAUCGUCAGCAAAGAGAUGCCGGAGGACAGUCCAGUGUUAGGUGUGCAAGAUUUGAAGGAGAGGAUUGGCAACAAGGACCGGGCUCUGAUAGUUGGUAUCACGUGUGGACUGUCUGCUCCUUAUGUUGCUGGUCAGCUGGACUGGGCUCUUGGCCAGGAGCAUGUCACGCCCUGUUUGAUGGGCUUCAACCCGGUAGAGAUUGCUCGCAAUGAUUCCGUUGAGAAUUGGAGCAAGACCUGUCGCCAAGUGUUCACAGAUGUAUACAAGGCGGCAGCAUCUGCAGACAAGGAUGGUGAAUUCGGUGCUUUUGUACUAAAUCCUGUCGUUGGUCCUGAACCAGUCACAGGAUCCACCAGAAUGAAAGGUGGCUCGGCGACCAAGAUCCUUCUGGAGAUCGUCUUCAUGCGUGCUAUUCACCAAGCCCUGGAAUCUUAUAUUAGUGGACAGGAACAGCCUGUAGUCACUGCUAUCGGACCUUCCAGUGAUGCUGCUAGUGAUGAUGGUAGCUCACUGGAGCCAGUUGCCAAGAGAAGCAAGAACUGCGAGAGCAGUGCUUCAUCUGCUACCGCUACCAUAUCCAUGUACAGACAAGCAUGCGACUGUGUGUACAGGUCAUGUGCUGAGAUUGGUGAAGUGCUACAGAGCGGUGCAACUAGCAUAUCCACUGGAGGACAUCUCUACUACCUGGGAUCAGGCUCGUUUGCCCUACUGGGACUUAUCGAUGCAUCCGAGAUGGUGGACACCUUUGGCACAUCUGCGGAUGAAGUUCGUGGAUUUGUGGAGGAUGGCUGGGCCAUUUGUGCCAACGAACAAGGUGACCUAUCAUCCACUGGGCGAGCAUUUCGUAUGUCAAUUGAUCACUUCAAUGAGGACAUUGCAGCACGUCUCAGCGAGCGUGACACUGUCGUGUUGCUAAGUAACGCCAGUACACUGACCAAGCCCAUGCAGCACAUCUGGAGCAUUGUGAUGAAGUCACAAGCACGGCUUGCCCAUGUCACAGUCUCAGCGUCAUCAAGUGCUAGCCCAACUGUAACAGAUCAAUGUGACAGGGAGUGCUUGCGGGUACCCAUCGCCUUGCAGUUUCCAGACUCAUCAAAAUUCCGCCACGUCUUGGAGCAGUUUGCCAUGAAGCUGGUGCUGAAUGCCAUCUCAACCGGCGCAAACAUCAAAAGAGGAAGAGUGCUCGGCAAUACGAUGAUCAAUGUGUCCGUCUCCAAUAAUAAGCUCUACUAUCGGGCGGCGUCCAUCGUCAAGGAGAUGACGUCAGCAAGCGAUGAAGAGGCGUUUGCCACUCUGCACCGCUCCAUCUAUCGCAGUCAACCUGAUGCGCUGGCAGUAGUACAGUCAAAGCUCAUAUCAGAGCACAUCCUGGCAGCCAGGCAUUUGCCCAUGGUUGUUCCGCUGGCCAUUCUCCUGACCACUGAGAAGUACCGAGGCCCAGACACGCAGAAUGUUGCUGAUGCCCUCGAAUGCCUAUCUACAGCUGGUAGCUUGCGGCAGAGUUUGACUGCAUUUAGCAGGCAGUAGUAUUGUACUUGACUCAUGCUUAGGUUGGUUGGUCUUGUGCCUGGCCCGAGAGUGUGUAGUGCUAUGUCACUACUUAGUUUUAACUAGAUCUACCAUCUACAAGACCUUCAAUAUUGAUGGGUUUUGUGUAGGAUCUGAUGGUCUGAUUUUAUUAUUAUAUUUUACAAUAAUCCACCGCUGAUCAGAUGUGCAGUGUCACGCGGCAUAAUAUAAUGGGAUAAGAGUGGGGAAGGGGCAUGGGAAGGUUCAUCGCCCAUGGUUUCUCAGUUUUACUGCCGCUCAUUCAUUCCGAAAUGUUAAGACUGUGCGUGGGGUUUGCUUCCAUCCUCCCCCGCUUUUCUCUUUUUCAUAGCAUUUUUCUCUCUCAUUUUGAUGGUAUGCCAUUCGGGUGUGAUCAGAGACACUUGUAGUUUUUCUUACAUGAAGCAAGCCUAUUUUUAAAAUUUUCAAAGCAGAUUGCGUCAAGGACGGUAUGCUUGUUGUUGUUUGUUUAUUUAGAGUCUCCGCGGCCUAUUUAUGACAGUAUUUCCAAAUUUGAUUUUAGGCUGAAGAGUAGCAAAUGGCAUUGAUCUGCAUAUUGAUAUAUUUAUAAUUGCUAAUUUUCAUUGA